Molecule: messenger RNA, 384 nt
Organism: Hydatigera taeniaeformis
Lineage: Eukaryota; Metazoa; Platyhelminthes; Cestoda; Cyclophyllidea; Taeniidae
Source: the annotation of a GenBank genome assembly
AUGAUGCCUCUGCGCGUACUCGCAAACAUCCUUCCUCUCCACUUCACUAGCCAGCAGCACUACCAGCACCAGCAGUGGCAGCAGAGGUUGGAGUCCAAGACUCGUGGGUCGCGAGAAACACAAACUCUCAAUUUAACGCUCGUACAAACAGUGAUAAAGGAGGCGGAGACAGUGCUUGGUCCUGUGCUUAUGCUUGUGCCGAUGGUGGUGGUGGCGAUGGAGAUGGAGGUGGAGGAAGAGAUACUGCACACAAGGGAGUGCGCCCAUAAUGGCGUUUCAGCAUUAACCAUUAUCGUUGGUUUUUGGGAGCUCUCCUCCUUCCAGAAGGAGCAAACAGCCUGCUCACCCCCUACGCAGAGGUUUAUCGAAGUGGAAAAUCGCUAG